Hypomesus transpacificus is the source of this 3122-nucleotide messenger RNA. RefSeq names its product cell division cycle 27 (gene cdc27). The transcript has 19 exons. Gene Ontology annotation, molecular function: protein binding. NCBI's taxonomy places the organism in Eukaryota, Metazoa, Chordata, Actinopteri, Osmeriformes, Osmeridae. The record is from RefSeq and is a predicted model, not a curated record. Gene Ontology annotation, biological process: cell division. The coding region runs from base 149 to 2647 and encodes 832 amino acids.
GUUCCGGCAUUAUUUCUCGGUAACGGUCGGUGUGUUCAAAUCCUUCGGUCGGAGCUACUUCAGGCCUGGGUACUGAACAAGCUAAGAAAGGAACUGAAGAGAGAGGGAAACAAAUAACAGAGGACGUGAGAAGGAGCCUGACAACGGAAUGACGGUGCUGCAGGAACCUGUUCAGGCUGCUGUGUGGCAAGCACUAAACCACUAUGCCUAUCGCGACGCAGCGUUCCUGGCAGAGCGGUUGUACGCUGAAGUUCAUUCGGAGGAGGCUCUGUUCCUGCUGGCCACCUGCUACUACCGCUCUGGGAAGGCCUACAAGGCCUACCGCCUCCUUAAAGGCCACAGCUGCACCACGCCACAAUGCAAAUACCUGUUAGCUAAGUGCUGUGUGGAUCUCAGCAAGCUAGCGGAGGGGGAGCAGAUCCUCACAGGGGGAGUCCUGAACAAACAGAAGAGCCAGGAAGACCUCGUCACAGAGUUCGGAGACUCGGCCUGUUUCACCCUGUCUCUGCUCGGACAGAUUUACUGCAAAACUGAUCGCCUUGCCCGGGGCUCAGAGUGCUACCAGAGGAGCCUAAGCCUCAAUCCCUUCCUCUGGUCCCCCUUCGAGUCCCUCUGUCAGAUAGGUGAGCGUCCAGACCCAGAGCAGAUCUUCAGACUGACUUCUCUCCAGAACUUCUGUGGAGGGAGUGGACCUCUUCCCCAGCCCCCUAUAAGCCCCGCCCACACGCCAUGCCACAACAUGCCGCAUCGCCCAGUGGACACAGUCCUGAUGGAGACGCCGCAGGACACCCUGGAGCUGAACCGACUGAAUCUGGAGUCGUCUAACUCUAAGUACUCGUCCAUGACGUCUGACUCCACAAUGUCCUACAUAGACUCGUCUGUCAUCUCCCCGGACGCGGGCCCUCUGGGUCCGGCUGGCUCCAUGCUCUCCAAGCAAACUCAGAACAAGCCCAGGAGUGGACGCUCUCUACUGGGGGGCCCCGCAGCACUCAGCCCACUCACACCCAGUUUUGGGAUCUUGCCCCUGGAACCCAGCCCGGGAGACCCCUCGUACCUUCAGAACUACAGUCAUAGUGGCUCAGGGAUGGAACCACCUCCACCUGGAGCGCCACAGAAGAAGUCUGUGGCUCGUAUCUCCCAAGCAGGGACCAAGUCUGUGUUCUCCCAGAGUGGUAACAGCAGAGAAGUGCUCCCUAUCCCCUUCAACCAAACCCAGAGCACUGCCCCUCAGACCAGUACGACACCUCAAGUGCUGAGCCCCACCAUCGCUGCCCCCCCCAACGUGCAGCCCAGGCGGAGCUCACGGCUCUUCACCAGUGCCAGUUCCACUGCCAAGGAGAACAGCAAGAAGCUGAAGAUGAAGUUCCCCACUAAGAUCCCCAACAGGAAGACCAAGUCGAAGACGGGCAAGGCCGGCAUCACGCCCUCCAACCUCAACGAGAGCAUCGAGAUUCUCAAGCUUGACUUAUCAAUGACGGAUGGCAAAGGCAGCCUGGGGUCGCCCCAGUUCCAGGCUUUCAGCCUGCAAAAGGCUGCUGCAGACGGCCUGAUGACUCUGAUGCGGGAUAUAGGCCGUGGCUACUUGGCCCUGUGUGCUUACAACUGCAAGGAGGCCAUUAGCAUCCUGAGCCAGCUGCCCUCACACCAUUACAACACUGGCUGGGUACUGGGCCAGAUCGGCAGGGCCCACUUUGAACUGGCAGAGUACAUGCAGGCGGAGCGGAUCUUCUCGGAGGUGCGUCGCAUCGAGAGCUACCGUGUGGAGGGUAUGGAGAUCUACUCCACCACGCUGUGGCACCUGCAGAAGGACGUGGCACUCUCUGCCCUCUCCAAAGACCUCACGGAUAUGGACAAGAACUCACCUGAGGCGUGGUGCGUUGCAGGGAACUGUUUCAGCCUGCAGAGGGAGCAUGACAUUGCCAUAAAGUUUUUCCAGCGUGCCAUCCAGGUGGACCCUGGUUUCGCCUACGCCUACACCCUGCUGGGGCACGAGUUUGUCCUGACGGAGGAGCUGGAGAAGGCCCUGGCGUGUUUCAGGAACGCCAUCCGCGUCAACACCCGCCACUACAACGCCUGGUAUGGGCUGGGAAUGAUCUACUACAAACAGGAGAAGUUCAAUCUAGCAGAGAUCCACUUCAAGAAGGCUCUGAGCAUCAACCCUCAGAGCUCUGUGCUGCUCUGUCACAUCGGAGUGGUGCAGCAUGCGCUGAAGAAGUCGGAUCAUGCCUUGGAGACCCUGAACAGGGCCAUCAACAUAGAUCCGAAGAAUCCUCUAUGCAAGUUCCACAGGGCCUCCAUCCUCUUUGCAAACGAGAAGUACAAGGCUGCUCUUCAAGAGCUUGAGGAACUUAAACAGAUCGUGCCCAAAGAGUCCCUUGUUUACUUUCUAAUAGGAAAGGUGUAUAAGAAGCUGGGCCAGACCCACCUGGCUCUCAUGAACUUCUCCUGGGCUAUGGACCUCGACCCCAAAGGAGCCAACAACCAGAUCAAAGAAGCCAUUGACAAGAGAUACCUGCCUGAUGACGAAGAGCCUGUGACUGAAGAUUACCCUUACGACUCAGCGGAAGUGGAGGAGUCCCAGGAAAGCAGCAUGACUGAUGCUGACGACACACAGCUGCACACAGCUGAGAGCGACGAGGUCCUGUAGCCCCUCCCCCCCAGCCCCCUGGACUGUAACCAUGCCAACCUGGAGCCACAUGACUCCGCUAUUUAGAAAAAGAGGAAGAAGAAGAAAAAGGAAAACGAACUGCUGCUAAUUCAGUACCUCUGAAUCUCUGUUUCGUCAUCAUCCGCUAUCUCCUGGUCCCCCCCCCCCCUUCCCUCGUCCUCUUCUACUCCCCAAGACCCAAACUUGCCCCAUCAUGCCUUAGCCCUCAUUGGCCUAUCACCAUCUAACCCCACUCCUGAAGCCUUAUCAGGCUGAUUUUGUUAUUGGUUUAGUCCUCUUCCCUCUUGUUUCUAAGUGCUGAUUGGCCCAUCAUUGGCAGACAUCACUUUGACUUCUCUGCCCCUGAAGAUAAAUAAAAGAGAAUCCUUGAUGGAAGUCCCUGUCUUAAAUGUUUAGUUUUUUAUGUUCUUUUUAUCAUCAUAACUCUGAAUAAACACUUGUGGAAUAGCCUGUA